This is a messenger RNA of Thrips palmi, 2108 nucleotides long. RefSeq names its product luciferin 4-monooxygenase-like. Gene Ontology annotation, molecular function: long-chain fatty acid-CoA ligase activity. Bases 6 to 1697 code for a protein of 563 amino acids. The record is from RefSeq and is a predicted model, not a curated record. Lineage: Eukaryota; Metazoa; Arthropoda; Insecta; Thysanoptera; Thripidae. The transcript has 7 exons. Gene Ontology annotation, biological process: long-chain fatty acid metabolic process; fatty-acyl-CoA biosynthetic process.
UCAACAUGUCGACGGCCACGGCGACGGACGACACCCUGGAGGCGGGGGACGCCGACGUGGACAUGUACGUUUUGGAGGGGCCGGAGCGCCCCGCGCCGCCCGACGAGCCCCUCGGUGACGUCAUCUUCGCCGCCCUCCGCAGCCACGCCAAGCAGGCCGCCAGGAACGCCCAGGUGGACGCGGCGACCGGCGCGGCCAUGUCGUUCCACGACCUGCUGGAGGACAGCGUGCGCGUGGCGGAGGGGCUGCGCGCCAAGAAGCUGUGCGCCGGCCACGUGGUGGCCGUCAGCAGCGCGCCCGUCGCCGACCUGUACCCCGCCAUCAUGGGCGCCGUGUGGCUGGGCCUCACCAUCAUGCCCACCGACCCCAACGCGUCGGCCAGCGAGCUGAAGAGCCAGCUGCAGGUGUGCAAGCCCCGGGCCGUGUUCGCCGAGCCCCGCACGCUGGCCAAGGUGCACGCGGCGCUGCAGGGCGCCCCGCGGCAGGUGCCCGUCAUCGUGCUCAACCAGGACGACGUGCCCGCCAAGCUGGUGCGCGCGGGCGACGUGGCGUACGAGGACUUGCUCCAGGCCGUGCCCACCGCCACCGCGGACCUGUUCACGCCACCCGUCAUCGCGCGCCUCGACGACCACGUGCCCUUCAUCCUGGGCGGCCUGGGCGCGGCCGGCCAGCCGCGCUGCGCCAUGCUGUCCAACAAGCGCGCCUUCGUGCUGCUGGACCAGUUCCGCGAGCCGCUGCCGGACGCGCCCGGCGUGUCGUUCAUGGCGUCGCGGCCGCUGUCCUGCCUGGCGGGGGUGUUCUCGCUGCUGCGCUGCUGCUGGGCCGGCCACACCGUGGUCAGCCUCAACGACCAGGAGGGGCCCGUUCUGGGGCUGCUGGCCGCCCUGGAGAAGAACGGCGUGUCGCACUGGCUGGCGCAGCCCGCCCUGGUGCGCGCCGUCGCGGAGCACGCGUCGCUGGCCAAGUUCAACCUCAAGGCGCUGACGGCCGUGCUGCUGGACGGCGACGCCCUGCCCGCCGACCUGCACGUGCGCGCGCAGCAGGCCCUGGCCGUGCGCCUGCAGGCGCUGUACUGCGUGCCCGAGGCCGGCAUGCUGCUGUUCAACCGCGACGCCAAGCCCGGCUCCGUGGGCAGGGUGUGCCCCGGCACCAAGCUCAAGAUCGUGGACACCAUCUCGGAGGAGGACCUGGAGGCCAAGGAGUGCGGCGAGCUGCGCUCCAAGAGCGCCACCUUCCUCAAGGGCUACGUCGGCGACCCCGAGGCCACGGCCGCCCUCUUCGACGAGCGCGGCUGGUUCUGCACGGGUGACGUCAUGCGCUACGACGAGGAGGGCUACUUCUACUUCAUGGAGAAGCUCAGCGAGAGCAUCCAGUGCGCAGGCACCGCGGUGCCCGCCAAGGAGCUGGAGGACGUGAUCCGGACGCACGCCGCGGUGCGCGACGUGGCGGUGCUGGGCCGCCCCGACUCGGAGGCCGGCGAGGUGCCCAUGGCCUUCGUGGUGCUGGAGCCCGGCGUGGUCGCCACCAAGCAGGAGAUCGUCCAGCUCGUCAAGGACAAGCUCCCCGCCAACAAGCAGCUCCGCGGCGGCGUCGAGUUCCUGGACGCGCUGCCCCGCACCACUUCCGGCAAGCUCUCCGGCCGCCAGCUCCGGGACCGGAUGCCGCGCCGGUCCGUCGUCGGAAGCGCCUUCUCGUAGAGCCUCGUCCCCUACCACGAGAGCAAAACAACAAAAACAUCAUCAACAAUAACAACAAAACAACAAAAUGUGCCUGUUUGUCUUCCAGGCUCAUGGUAACUGGCGCUCGGAUUAUUUUCAUUGCGUUCAAGUUUGCGAGACUUGUCGGCAAAGAGGCCCGGCCGGCGUGUCGGCUGCUGCCGAGCGGUCCAGAAGGGUCGACGUUCCGUCGCUCUGUCUCUGUCGCACUCGCGGGGCUCUCCGUGAGGGUGCGAGAGGGACAGAGCGACGAACCGAUGUUGCUCUGAAUCGCUCGCCUGUUGGAUGGCCGGGCCGGCCGGGCCGGCGAGGAGACCAACUCCUGCACUGUGUGAACGCAUUCGGCUGCCGCUGUUUAGAACUGGUUGGUUGAAUUAAACCUUUCUUCAUCCA